This is a messenger RNA of Pantherophis guttatus, 1791 nucleotides long. The record is from RefSeq and is a predicted model, not a curated record. NCBI's taxonomy places the organism in Eukaryota, Metazoa, Chordata, Lepidosauria, Squamata, Colubridae.
AUGGUAUCUUACUGGACAUUCUGUUUUCAAGGAGCAUCACAACUAGACUUUUCUUCAUGGUGCAUAGCUAUUCAGAGUUCAGCAGGAAGUCAAGGGAAUGCCUUGCAAGACCAGCAGCUCAGCAAAAAUGGCAUCCCCAUUAUUGUGAGCAGUUGUAUUUCAUUUAUCACUCAAUAUGGGUUACAGCAUGAAGGUAUUUAUCGGAAGAAUGGAGCAAAAUCUCGUAUCAAAAUUUUGAUGGAGGAGUUCCGACGAGAUGCAAGAAAUGUCAAGUUGCAUAUCAGUAACAAUUUCGUUGAAGAUGUCACAGAUGUGUUGAAGAGAUUUUUCCGGGAGCUUGAUGAUACUAUCUUCACUACACAUUUACAUCCCCAGUGGAAUGAGACCACAGAAAUUUCCCAGAAACCCCAGUGCCUGGAAAGAUACAAGGAGCUAAUGAACUGCUUGCCCCAUCUCAACCGCAGAACCUUGGCUGCUUUGAUUGGCCACUUGUAUCGGGUACAGAAAUGCGUCAAUCUCAAUCACAUGAGCACCAAGAACUUAGCUUUACUAUUUGCUCCCAGUCUCUUCCAGACAAAUGGAAAAGGGGAACAAGAAGUCAAGGUGAUAGAGGAUUUGAUUGACAACUAUGUUCAUAUUUUUAAUAUCGGUGAAGACCAGGUGUUACAAAUGGACUUGGAGAACAGUUUGAUUACUACCUGGCAGGAUGUGAAGCUCUCACAGGCUGGCGAUAUCAUCUUGGAAGUAUAUCUGGAGCAGAGGAAUCCUGACUAUUGUGUUACUCUUAAGGUUUCUCCCAAAAUGAGAGCAGAAGAACUAACAAAUCAAGUGCUUAAGAUGAGAAAUGUAACAGCUAGCCGAGAUCUUUGGCUGACCUUUGAAGUUUUAGAAAAUGGAGAGCUAGAGCAUCCUUUGCAUCCCAAGGAGAAAGUUCUAGAGCAGGCCCUGCAAUGGUGCAAGUUACCAAAACCCAGCUCUGCAUAUUUACUUGUGAAAAAGUUGUCCAUCGAGGAAGGAAGCUGUCUUUUCACAGAUACUAAACGUGAGAGCCCAAAAUAUGGUCUUUUGAAAUGCCGUGAGGAAUUGGCCAAGCUUCUGGGAAACAAAUUUCAGGAACGCUACUUUGUCAUCAAGGAUCAAAAGUUGCUUCUACUCAAAGAGAAACAGAGUGUCAAGCCACAGCGAGAGUGGCUACUGGAUACGGCCAAGGUUUACCUGGGGAUCCGAAAAAAACUGAAACCACCUUCACGAUGGGGGUUUACUCUAAUUCUUCAAAAACAGCAAUUGUAUUUAACAUGCACAGGGCAAUCGGAGUUAUGGGACUGGGUCACCAGCAUUCUGAAAGCUCAGCAUGACAGAAUCUGCCCAGUUCAUGUACGUCGACGCUCUUCUUCUGACUUGACUAAGCCUAAGUUUGGCACCAUGCCUCUGAUUUCCCUACAUGGAGACAGCAGUAAUCCAGUCAUGCUCUCUGUUAAUCAAACCUUGCCAAUGAAAAUGCAUCAAGAUACAGAACAGCAGGAGCCAGCUGAGUCAGAGCCUGUCUAUGAAGAGGUGGGCAGCUUUACAGACAUAGAUUUUCUGGAACCCAACCAUUCCCUAUUGCCUCCUAUGGAUCAGGCUAAGAAACCAAUUAGUUUUUCAGAUCAGAGCAGCAGACUGGGCUGCCUCAAGCAGUUUGCACUGGGCAAGGAAGAGGGCCAACAUACUGCACUUCCAACCCUCCAUCGGGAAAAUCCAACUGAAGUGGAGACUCGGGUCAGUGAGACAAAGAAAAGCUUCCAAACAUGA